GCAUGAGCGCUCUGGAUUUGGACAUUCCCAGCCCCUCUAAGUCUCUGGUCUCGCUGCUUUCCCAGAAGGGACCAGCGUCGUGUUAGCCAUGGCUGGGAAGGGACAGGGCCCUGGCGGCAACCCUGCAGAGCCCCAGAUCAUCAAAGUGACAGUGAAGAGCCUUGAGGAAAGGGAGGAGUUUGCAGUGUGGGAGAACAGCACCAUCGCCGACUUUCGAGGCGAAAUCGCCAAGCGCUUCCACGCUCCCACCAACCUGCUCCUCUUGAUCUUUGCUGGGAAAGUUUUGAACGACCGAGAUACUCUCAGCCGGGCCGGGAUCCAUGACGGAUUCACCAUCCACCUUGUCAUCAGGCUGCAAAUGAGAGCAGAGGACCAGGCAGCUCAGCAAACUAACGCCAGCACACAUCCUGCCACCCUUCCAGCUGGCUCAGCUGGUCUGGCAGAUCUCAGCAUGCUACCUGGGAAUGCACCCAGCAUUUUAGCUUUCCUAAAUGAGUUCCAGCAGCUGCUGGUGGUCAACCCCGAAAUGAUCCUACAGAUUCUGGAAAAUCCCUUUGUCCAGAGCGUGCUGUCAAACGCCGACCUGAUAACAGGGUUCUUAAGGGAACACCCCCUGUUCCAGCAGUUUGCGCAGGAGAAUCCAGAGGUCAGCCACAUCUGGAACAACCCAGCCCUCCUGCGAGAAAUGAUUGAGUUCAUUAGGAACCCAGGGAUGAUGCAGGAAAUACUGAGAAACAGGAGCCAGACUCUGCUGCUUGGUGGAGACAAAGUCUUGUGGCAAAUGCUCCCUGAUACUCCAAUGCCAACUCUGCAUGGACCACAGGCGCAGUGUGGGAGUGAGCCACCCCGGAACAAGCAGCCCCCAGCAGGGGUCAGCCAACCGUCCCACCCUUUGCCGAACCCUUGGGCCUCUUAGUUUGGUCCUCAGAGUUGCAUCCCCCAUCACAACCAUGGCACUGACGUUGGGGGUAUUCAUGUCAGCAACAGCCCAAACUGCAGCACGGGGCAGAGCCCCUGGGUGCCGCCUGGAGUUGCAGCUGGGAUGUGUAACACACCGGAAGUGCAGAACACCUCGCCAGAGAUAACCAGGAAUGCCCAGCCUUUCCAGAGCAUCCUGUCUGUCCCCUACAUGAGGAAUAUAAUGCAGGCCCUGAGCCAGAAUCCCAGUCUCAUCGUGCACUUCAUGCUGAGUAACCCCCGGUUCGUUGGUAUCCUGCAUCCACACCAAGACGUAGCGCGGGAGCUCCAAGCCCUCCUCCAGCUGCUGCACAGCCCA
This is a messenger RNA of Mauremys mutica (yellowpond turtle), 1276 nucleotides long. Its product is annotated as ubiquilin-1-like. Lineage: Eukaryota; Metazoa; Chordata; Testudines; Geoemydidae. Gene Ontology annotation, cellular component: cytosol. Gene Ontology annotation, biological process: ubiquitin-dependent protein catabolic process. Gene Ontology annotation, molecular function: polyubiquitin modification-dependent protein binding. The record is from RefSeq and is a predicted model, not a curated record. The transcript has a single exon. The coding region runs from base 89 to 916 and encodes 275 amino acids.